This is a messenger RNA of Drosophila kikkawai, 3270 nucleotides long. The record is from RefSeq and is a predicted model, not a curated record. Lineage: Eukaryota; Metazoa; Arthropoda; Insecta; Diptera; Drosophilidae.
AAGUGGAGAAGAGCACGAGGAGCAGAAGCAGAGGCAGGAACAGGAGCAAAAGCAGAAGCAGUAGCAGGAGCCGAAGACCUAGAGCCAGGAUCGCAAGUCGGGGGCAUGUCCACAGCCAAAAGGCUGGUGCUCUCGCUACGUGGACGAAAGAAUUCGCAGGGCAACUCGGCGACCUCAUCCACCCGCCUGGUAUCCGCCGGCACUUCGCCCGGCCAUGAGCUGGACGAAAUAGCGGUGGUCUCAGGCACCGGAUCCAGCAGUCACCACUUCUCCUAUGGCGGCUGCAUUGCCACCGGCGAUGCGCCACUGCCGCGCUACUCAACAGAUCUAGGACCAAAGUUUGGCAUGACCCAGCCGAAAUUCGGCCAGAGUGUCUCGCAACAAGGUUUCUUCACUUCGCACGACAGCCUGGCCACACCAUGCGCCUCCAGGGCCUCCAACUCGCACAUGGCCACCGUAAGCACUGCCUCCGAAAUGGAUCUUCUGCACAACAAGCAACGCAACAAGUCACGCGGACGUCUGAAAACGGCUGCCAGCGGCGAUCAGCCGCUGCUGGGCACCUGGAAUCGCUCCACGGGACGCGGUUCGCAGGAUAACACGCUGGCCGGCGGCGGAGCCACCAGCCUGGCCAUGGGCGGCAUCGGGCACAACCAGUACGGCGGCAACUACUGCAACGGCACGGAUCGCUAUCCGCGCUCCCGAUCACAGCAGCAGGGUCACCACAAUGCCGCCCAGCAGCCGCAUCAUCCUUACCAGCUGCAGCACUCGGCCUCCACGGUGUCGCAUCACCCGCACGCACACGGUCCGCCCUCGCAGGGUGGACCCGGGCCACCUCAUGGCGGUCAUCCGCAUCAUCCGCAUCAUGGUGGCGCCGGCAGUGGUGGCGGCAGCGGAGGCGGACCACAUGGCGGCCAGCCGCAUCAUCAGAAACCACAUCGCACCGCCUCGCAGCGGAUACGGGCGGCGACGGCAGCAAGGAAACUGCACUUUGUGUUCGAUCCGGCGGGGCGGCUGUGCUACUACUGGUCCAUGGUGGUGUCCAUGGCCUUCCUGUACAACUUCUGGGUGAUAAUCUACCGCUUCGCCUUCCAGGAGAUCAACCGGCGCACGAUUGCGAUCUGGUUUUGCCUGGACUACCUGUCUGACUUCCUGUAUCUGAUCGAUAUAUUCUUCCACUUCCGCACCGGCUACCUGGAGGAUGGGGUGCUGCAGACGGAUGCCCUGAAGCUGCGCACCCACUACAUGAACUCGACGAUAUUCUACAUCGACUGCCUGUGCCUGCUGCCGCUGGACUUUCUCUAUCUGUCCAUCGGCUUCAACUCGAUCCUGCGCAGCUUCCGGCUGGUGAAGAUCUAUCGCUUCUGGGCCUUCAUGGACCGGACCGAGCGGCACACCAACUACCCGAACCUGUUCCGGAGUACGGCCCUCAUCCACUACCUGCUUGUGAUAUUCCAUUGGAACGGCUGUCUCUACCACAUCAUCCACAAGAACAAUGGCUUCGGGUCACGCAACUGGGUCUAUCACGACUCCGAGUCGGCCGAUGUGGUCAAGCAGUAUCUGCAGAGCUACUACUGGUGCACCCUCGCCCUGACCACCAUCGGGGAUCUGCCGAAGCCGCGCUCCAAGGGCGAGUAUGUGUUUGUCAUUCUGCAGCUGCUCUUUGGCCUGAUGCUCUUUGCCACGGUGCUGGGACAUGUGGCCAAUAUAGUGACGUCAGUGAGUGCAGCGCGCAAGGAGUUUCAAGCCAAGCUGGAUGGCGUGAAGACGUACAUGCGGAUGCGACGUGUGCCGAAUCAUCUGCAGGUGAAGGUCAUCAAAUGGUUCGAUUACCUGUGGCUCACGCAAAAAUGCUCGGACGAGGAGCGCGCCGUGUCCUGUCUUCCUGAUAAAUUAAAGGCUGAAAUAGCAAUUAACGUCCAUUUAGAUACACUUAAGCGGGUGGAGAUUUUCCAAAACACCGAGGCCGGCUUCCUAUGCGAACUGGUCCUACGCCUGAGGCCGGUGCUCUUCUCGCCCGGCGACUACAUCUGCCGAAAGGGUGAGGUGGGCAAGGAGAUGUACAUUGUGAAUCGAGGACGAUUGCAGGUGGUGGCCGACAAUGGAAAGACGGUGAUGGCCUCGCUGAAGGCCGGUUCCUAUUUUGGCGAGAUUAGUAUACUCAAUAUGGGCACCGCAGGUAAAGAACUUGGCAACCGACGCACAGCCAGCGUUCGCUCGGUGGGAUAUAGCGACCUCUUCGUCCUGAGCAAGAAGGACAUGUGGGACGUGCUGAAGGAGUAUCCGGCGGCGCGUGUUCGUCUGGAGUCGAUAGCCGUCAAGCGAUUGGAGAAGUACAAGAAGGCACCGCUAGAGAAAGUCAAAUACUUUAAUGUAGUUGCCAUGGGUCGCUGCCAAUCGACGCCGGGCCUAGUCGAGAGCUGUGGCCGCACAUCGCUUGAGGAGAUGUGGUUGCCACCGGCAACGAUGCACCACCAUCAGCAGUUACAGCAGCAUCAACAGCAGCUCCAACAGCAGCAACUCCAGCAGCAGCAUCAGGUGGCCCAGCAGCAGCAUGUGCCACAUCGGCAAGAGUCCACGCAACAAUCCUCUCAGUCGCAUGGUUACAGUCCCCGCAGCUAUGCUGACCGCCUGGCCAGGGCCACAGACUCCCCGAGAUCGGUUAGCCCCAGUGCCCACGGGUCCGAGGAGCGACCCCGAAGUCGAGCCACCUCGCACCACUCAAUAAGACCCCAAUCGCAGCCGAGUCACACGGGUCACAUCUGCGACUCCAGUUCACAGCUGGAGUGCUAUGGAGCGGGCGUAGGUGGAGCCGGUGGUGGUACCACUCCCCUUUUGGGCUCUCACGAAGCUCUCGAGGAUGAGAUUAAGCGGCUGAGGGAACGCCUGCAUACAGUGGAAUCAGAGAAUCAGGCUCUGAAUACGAAACUGUCGCAGCAGCAGUGGGAUCUGGAGAAUCGACUGGCCGAAAUAGAGAUGCAGAUCUGCGGUGUGUCGUCCACAUCGAGCGUGGAUCCCGAGAACGAGAACGAGGAGCUGGAACGGAACAGAGAGAGUAUCAUAUAACACGGGAGCGUGCUGCCCCAUCAGGCGAUCGGUAUGGUGUACAUAUCAUGUUCCUCAUGACUCCACGAUCAUCAUCGAUCAUCUGACAACUGACAACUGCAUCCGAUGAAAGGCUGGCGAGGAUUGUCAUCAUCAGCGGGCGCCAUCAUUAAACCGCAUCAUAUCGCAUCUAAACUCUCGCCCCCUCAAUAUCUCCACCUCUCUAUC